This is a messenger RNA of Nasonia vitripennis (jewel wasp), 5537 nucleotides long. RefSeq lists its product as uncharacterized. The record is from RefSeq and is a predicted model, not a curated record. NCBI's taxonomy places the organism in Eukaryota, Metazoa, Arthropoda, Insecta, Hymenoptera, Pteromalidae. The transcript is spliced from 6 exons. The coding region runs from base 3846 to 5321 and encodes 491 amino acids.
CCAUAACAAUUUUAAACGCGUUCAUCGGACCAGAAAUCAACAGUCCGAGCUCUCAAUUUUGCCUCCAAGCCCGUCCUUUUGUUGUACAUCCAAUAUUUCAAGCCGCGAGCGCGGCGGCUACCUCUCUAUACACACGCAUACCUACAUACCUAGCAACCCCACAGCAGAGUACACACAUCGCGGGGGCGGCAAGUGCGAGCGCCCGCAUUACAAUAACAAAGUGAACCGCGCGCGACCGCUAAUGACAACAUUAAUAUCGAUAUUUUCCAUGGCCGAAUAAAAGGCUCUCGGCAGAGCGAGAGCGAGAGAGAGAAGCAGUUAUGCGCUUGCUCACGCCAUUUAGGGAAAUGUUUGCGCUCGCGUAAAUUUCUCCUGCGGGAGCAGCUGCGGUGGAAUUCGAGUUAUACCAGGCUGGCUGCUACUGGCGGAGAUUUUUCAGAGCCACGUCGUUGCAGCAGCACUAGUGGUCCUGCUGCGGGAGUGACGCAAUUCGUCCGAGGGACUGUUGAAAUUUUAAUUCGAACGUUGCGCGUUGUUGUGGGGUCGGACAUAUUUUUUUUGUUUUUUUUUCGGAGAGAGGGAGUUCGUUAGGUGAGUGCAGUUUAUUUGAAAUUCAUUUUUGAAUAUCAAAUACUCGCGGCGUUCUUUGCUUUGAUUUGGUAUUCAUUGAGGGAUUUAAUGGAAUUAUUACAUCAAAGAGAAUAAUCGCGCAGCGAGGCUCGGCCGAACGAGUACAUGGGCUGAGCUUUAUUAAAUUUUGCCCGGCGCGUUGCAAAAUGUCGAUGCUCCGAUUUUUUCCCCAAUUUUAUACAUCCUCGCGCGCGAUUCGAUUAAUAAAUGCUUUAUUCGUGGCACGUAUUUCUAUUAGACGCCGCGCUUUUGUAUUUUUCGAGAUGCAUCAACAACAAACGCAGUAUUGAUUAUGAGGGAAACACGUACACAGAGAGUCGAAAUUGAUAACGUUCACGUUUGCUAUUUGCUUGAAAUGUGGCACAUUUCGCUUCAGCCGCAAUAUUGACGUUAUCGCGAAUCGAAUAUACCACUUGAUUGAAAUCCAUUAACUGAUACACGUUUAUUUCAUUUACUCCGUUUCAACAGAAACAAUUUAUUUUAAGUGAAAAGGUAACGAGAUAGAUUCUCCUCCUCUCCCCCCUGGUAGAAACAUAAGCUUACGAAUCCGGUAGCUUAAUAACGAUAAGCUUAUAUUGUUAAUAAAAAUAAGCUUAUAUAUUAACUGAUUAGAAGCUUACAUUCAGUUAACUAUACUAACAACCAACAGCUAUAAUGCGAUCAUAACCUCUUUCUAUUUUAAAUGGUAUUACCAAUAUUAAAGUUUUACCAAUGAUUUAUCUCUCAUAUCUUUCGUAAGUUCAUUACUUGUGUCCCCUUGUGUGUACAAACUACAACAAAUAUAAUCGAAAUAAGUUUAUAUGAGUGAGAGCAACGAAUAUCGUAACCUUAUGUGUGUGUGUGAGAGAGAGAGAGACACCUAUAUGAAUUACUGCGCAUAUGCAUAUAUAUAUCGGCCUGGGCGUUGAUCAGAGCGUGGUCACGUUGUUGCUCCGAAAUUGUUUUAACACUAUAGUGUAAUUUAAAGUUAAUCUGUGCUAACAAUAAAAGUUUGUAGUGAAAUAUCAAGUGUUGUGAAGUCAAGCAUCAACUUGAAAAUUUAUAAACUUAAAACUUAACCUCCUAACCUAUAAAUUGCUUUGAGUGUAGUACACUUUAUUUUCUUUUGGAGUUUUGACUUCAUCAAAAUGAGCAAAAGAAAUAAAAAUUGCAAAGCUUUCCGUAAAAACAAGAAACAAAAAAAACUGGACUUCUUAUUAGAAGAAUACGAUGGUAUGAUAUGUGAUACAGAAAGUGAGUGUCGUACAUCUUUUGUGAAAAAUGAAGAAUCAAGUAUUAUUCAAGAUUGUUUUAAGAAAGAGAGUGAGAGUGAUAAUCCUUCAGACGACAAUCAAGCGGAGUCACAGGAUGAUAAGUUCUCUCAGUCAGAAGUGGUUCAACAAAUUCAAGAAUGGAUUGUGGACACGCAAACACCUCAAGUACAUUCAGACAAAUUGUUGAAAAUUAUGCGAGUAAAAGUUUUACCAACAUUGCCAAAUUACACUAAAACUCUUUUAAAGAGUAAUGUGAAAUUUGACAUAAAACAAAUGGAAGUAGCUGAUGGUACAUUUGGCGAGUUCCAUUAUUUUGGAAUGAAAAAAAAGUUGCAAGAUACAGUGAAAGUUGAAUGUCAUGAAACACAAGUAUUGGAAUUAAUGUUCAAUAUACAUGGGUUUUCACCAUUUAAAUCUAGUUCUGUUACUGUUUGGCCAAUACUUUGCAAAGUGUACACCAAACAAGAUAAACAUUAUCAACCUUUUAGUGUUGCAGUGUAUGCUGGUAAAGGAAAGCCAAAAUGCUCGUGUGAAUAUUUAAGUGAAUUUGUUCAGGAAUUGCAAGACUUAUUGACUAAUGGACUAAAGAUUAAUAAUCUGCAUUUUAAAGUGAAAAUCAAGCAUUUUUGUUGUGACACUCCUGCCCGGUCAUUUAUAAAAUGCAUACUUGGCCAUACAGCAUUUCGUGCUUGUGAGAGGUGUAGAGUCCUUGGCAAGAAAGUUGACGGAGUAACUGUAUUUCUGGAAGUCGAUGAGCCUAGAAAAACAGACGAAGAUUUUCUCAAUUUUAUUGACUCAGAAUGUCAUACUGCAGUAUCAUUGCUGAGUAUAUUGAAUCCUCCAGUCAAGAUGGUAUCACACUUUGUUCUUGAUCCAAUGCAUAUUUUAUAUCUUGAAUGUACAAAGAGAAUUUUAGAAUUUUUGCUGUCCCCUUCGAAAAACAAGAUUCGAUUGAGUGCAACUCAGAAACUUGAAUUGGAGCGUAGAAGUGUGUUGUGAAAAAGCUCCUGAUUUAUUCGGACCAACAUUCAUGUCACUUAACAUUCAUAACUUGAUACACAUCUGUGACGACGUGGAAAAUUUAAGCUGCAAUUUUAAUGAACUUAGUGCAUUUGCUUUUGAAUCUUAUUUGGGAAAAAUUAGUAGUGCAUUACGAUCAGCAAACCAUAUAGUGGCUCAGUACUGUAGAAGAGUUCAAGAAAAGGACAUGUUCGCUGUUCACAUCAAACAAUAAUCCAAGUGUUUUAAUUCUACAAGAAGAUAAAACUAAAGUUAUUAAAGUUAAAUAUUGUGAAAUGAUUCUAUCACAUAGCAAUCCGAACAAAACAGUUCUUUUACAAGACAGAAGUGUAGUUGAGAUUGAAAAGAUUUAUAAGCACGCUGAUGACAGCAUUCGAGUUCAAGUGAGAAGAUAUUUGAGAAAAGAAAAUAUUUUUGAUCAACCGUGUAAUUCAAGCAGUUUAAAUAUGUGGCAAGUCAAUCGCCUUUCCCCAACAGUCAUAGAUAUACCAUUGAAGUCGAUUGUUCAGAAAUUUGUUAAGCUGACAAUGAAUUAUUCAGACUCACCAGAAGAAACAAGAAUAUUCGUAAUUCCAUUAAUGCACUAAACAUUUUUCCAAUACUUAGUGAUUAUGGACUGAAGAGGUUAUAUAUAAGUGUGUUUGGUGAGUUGAAAAAGUUCAUUCUUAAUUUUAUUAUUUUAUUAUUAUAAUUUUUCAACAUAAUUAAAAUUUUAAUUUGCUUCAUAAAGUAUUAUAAAAGUAACCUUAACUUAACCAAGUAGAGUUUUUAUGAUUCAAAUUUUCCCGCCCUUCAUUCAAUGAAAAUCUAAUGUAAACAGUGCAUUUGAAAGGUUUGAUAUAACACCUGUUUGAGUGUGACAUUAGUCUACACUUUUCUCGUGAUUGUAGUGAUCUCUUACUGUGUUUAUCAUCAAGUAAAUAAUAAACAUUAGCUUUCUAUAUGCAGUUUUUAUUUACUUUCAUAAAUUUCAUUCAAUUCUUUCAAGAUACAAAUGUGAUCAGUGUGAUAACCUCAAAUCUGCUUUUUUUCAGAAUGUCUGAUAACAGAUACAGUGACUCUGACAGCAGCAGUGGAGAUGAUGAAUUGAAAGAGUUUGUCCUGGUGGAGUUCAUACACCGUGGAAGAAAAAAAAAGUGUGAAUCUGCAGAUAUUGUGCCUUCAAAAUGGUUGGAAUUUGAUAACACACGCAAGCGAUGCCUUACCAAGUUUCUAGAAUCUCCAUAUGGACCUGAAGAUAUUGAGAUGCUACACACUCUAGUUAAAGAAAAAGCAGAUGCACCAGAAAAUUGGCCAGUUUAUCCAGUCGAAGUAAGGGGACGAGCAAGUACUUAUGAAAGAGCAGUGGAAAAAAUUGGAACGUUGGAAAAAGGAGGAAAUGCCUUUACAACCGAUGAUGAAAGUGCCUCAGAAAUCAAGUCCAAGAUGCAUAACGCUGUUCGCCAAAAGCAAUUAAAAGCACAAGCAAAGCUUUUAACAGAGAAGUUUUUACCAGGAAAUAAAGUGACGAAUAAUUAUUCUCAAAAAAAUGAUAAAGAGUCAACCUCGGAGUCAAGUUGUGGUAUUCAGAGACGAGUCGACUUUGCAGUACCAAGUACAUCAGGAAUACCAAGUAGAUCUACAAAUGCUCAUGAAACCCAGCAACCUAAAGAAGCUACGGUAUCUAUUAAUGGACUACGCGUAGGUAAUGGACUACACACUGAUAAUGGACUACGCCCAGCCCAAGAACCAGUUAACAAUUUGGAUGCUGUCGAACUUGAGCUCAACAACGAUGACAACAAUGAAAAUCAAGAGUUGCAUGAACCUAUUGAUAACUUGGUACGACAACUGAAUAUUCCAAUAGUUCAAUUGGGAAAUUAUGAAAAUUUUGAGACAUUAGUGUUGACUAAACUUAAUCAGAUCACUCUCAAGCUUGAUGAUAUCAUAACCUCUUUGAAAGAUGUCCAGAAAAAACAAAAUGAUACUGAUACAUUUUUGAUGGACAAAAGUGUAGUUCAGCAUCAGGGGAAAAUUAAAAUAGACUUUCUCAAGAAGUAUAAAUUGAAGCUACCGAUAGAGGAUAUGGAAACUUUCAAAAUCUUUGAUGCGUCUCUGACAGUAGGAGAUCAAUUUUUGAAAGCUGAUGUUUAUAUAGAAUUAACAUCGCUAGUAGAUGAACUUGGUUGUAUAACCAAGAGCUUCAGCGCAAUGAUGAAAAGGUUCAUUGCGAAGGAUGUAGCAGUGCAAUUUACAGCAGCUAGAAAGGCACGUGAUCCAACUAAAGAACAAGGGGCUGGAAAAUUCAAAGACACUGCACUCUUUCAAUGCAUGAGUGUUGUAAUGGUUAGUGCAUCAAUAAAAAGAAAUGUGCUGGUAUCGAAUAAAGACUUAAUCAGAGGCUUAAGUUCCAUAGUUUGCGGUGCUAAAAAAUGGGAAUAAUUAUAUAUGUAUGGUUCGAAUGUUCUACGACUUCAUUGUAAUAUUAUGUUAUUAUAUUGUACUUAUAAUUAAUAAAUAUUUUGUAUUAAUGCGAUGCCAAAAACUAAAAGUAAAAUGCUUUUAUACGUAAUCCACAUAUUGUUUAAACAUGUAUAAAUACCCUGUAUCUAUUAAUAAUUAGAGAUUAUUAAUAAAGUUUGAAAAUAAUUUAAUAAA